Molecule: messenger RNA, 180 nt
Organism: Prunus armeniaca (apricot)
Lineage: Eukaryota; Viridiplantae; Streptophyta; Magnoliopsida; Rosales; Rosaceae
Source: the annotation of a GenBank genome assembly
AUGAUUGAGAAGUCAAAUUUUCCUUAUGAAACUUCAACGUCGCGUUCGUCGGAAGUGGAAGGGAUGAGUAGAACAGAUGGUGGAAGCAACUCUAACGAGGAGUUAGAUGCGAUGGGCGGUGCAAAGACAAAUCGAAGGUGGCGGAGCGGCCAUCGCCAUCGAUGUGGGUGGAGGAGAUAA